AUGGGUAAAAUCGGGUCAAAAUCGGGUAAAAUCGUUAAAAUCGGCCGUCCACGAUUCCAGUUCAUCAUUAACAACAGCCCUCGCCCCUCAUCGACGACGUCCUUUUCACCAGCCACCGUAAGAACCAGAGUCCACCCAACAACAACGGCGUCUCUCCAGUCUCCACCAGGCUCCAAGUUUGACUGCAAUAUUGAUCUCCUCAGUGCUCACUGCUCAGAACAGAGGAAAAAUUCUUCUGGUAAUAGGCUUGAUGUGGGAUGGCAACAUGGUAUAGAUAUUGAUAAGAAUUCUAGAAAAGUUCAGUGCAAGUAUUGUCAAAAAAUUAUCAGUGGAGGUAUUUUUCGUUUUAAACAGCAUUUGGCUUGCACCCGUAAGGAUGUUGAACCAUGUCAACAAGUACCAGGAAAUGUUAAGCAGAUGAUUUUAGAUGUUUUGGUGAAAAAUCUAGAAGCAACUGAAAAGAAAAGAAAGGCCCGUCAAUAUAGUGUAAAUGAUGAUGAUGAUGAAAUAAAAGAAAUUAGCUCCAGGGACAAAGGAAAGAGAGUAGCUAGUGGGAGUGGAAGGACAAUUUUUUUAUCAUCGGUUGAUACUUCUAAUAUGUCCAAAACUGCUGAUAAGGUAUUUGAGAUGUUAGAUGCCAUUGUGGAGAGGAUUGGGGAGGAAAAUGUUGUCCAAGUAGUCACCGAUAAUGCUGCAAAUUAUAAGGCAGCGGGACAAUUAUUGAUGGAAAAAAGAAAGAGUUUGUUUUGGACACCAUGUGCUGCCCAUUGUAUUGACUUGAUAUUAGAGGAUUUUGAGAAGAAGUUAGAGAUUCAUCAAUUGAUGACUAUGUUUACUUCCAAUCAGUGGAGUUCAUGUAGGUUUGCAAGAAUAGAAGAAGGGAAACGAAUUCAAAAUUGUGUUUUGGACAGCAGGUUUUGGCAUGAUGUUACUAUAUGUAUUAAGGCAGCGUAUCCUCUAAUUAAAGUUCUUCGAUUAGUUGAUUCUGAUGAGAAACCAGCUAUGGGUUUUAUAUAUAAAGCAAUGGAUGAAGCAAAAGAGAAGAUACAAGUGAAUUUUGGUUCCGUGAAAAAAAGGAUGGUGCCGAAUGCAAGUGAAAGGUGCAAAAUUGACUUGCAACUUGAAUCAUUCAAGGAUGCAAAAGGGUUGUUUGGCAUUGAGGCUGCCAAGACAGCAAGAGAUAAAAAAACUCCAGCUCAAUGGUGGGAUUCUUAUGGAGAUGAAUGUCCAGAAUUACAAAGGUUUGCAAUCCGAGUUCUAAGCUUGACUUGUACUUCAUCUGGAUGUGAGCGUAAUUGGAGUGCAUUUGAAAUGGUUCAUACAAAACGAAGAAAUCGUUUGCACCAGAGAAAAAUGAAUGACUUGGUAUUUGUAAUGUGCAAUCUGAAAUUGAAUAAUAAUCAAGUCAAAAAGCAAGCAGAUGAUUUUGGUGUAGAAGAUGAUCUUUCAUCUGAUGAUGAUUGGAUAACCGAGGGAGAAAAACAUUCAAACAUUGAUUUGCUUGGUGCUAUUGACAAUGCAACACGAAGAAAAAAUGGUAAUGAAGAUGAAAGUGAUGAAGAAGAAAUUCCUAAUGAUGCUGAAAUAGAGAUUCAUGGUACCGAAGAUGAUUUGGAGAUUCAAAUUGAUGAUAUUGGUGAAUAA
Messenger RNA from Populus nigra (black poplar), 1644 nucleotides. RefSeq lists its product as uncharacterized. Gene Ontology annotation, molecular function: protein dimerization activity; DNA binding. The record is from RefSeq and is a predicted model, not a curated record. Bases 1 to 1644 code for a protein of 547 amino acids. Lineage: Eukaryota; Viridiplantae; Streptophyta; Magnoliopsida; Malpighiales; Salicaceae. The transcript has 9 exons.